GCCCCGCGCCGCCCGCCGCGGCUCCUCCCGGCGAGACAUGGCGGCGGAGCGGCUGUUCCAGCGCGCGGCGAGCGUGCGGCUGCGGGGCCGGGGCUGCGCCGAGAGGAUACUGAACAUUCGAGUGAACGUCGAGCUGCUGGCAGCUUCCAACCCCGCUCAUAAAAAGGAUUUAGCUGUUCAACUGACUGAUGAUACUGAUCCCUUUUUCCUCUACAACCUUGUCCUAUCGGAGGAAGAUUUUCAGAGUUUGAAGUCCCAGCAAGGUCUCUUGGUGGACUUCUCUGCCUUCCCACAGAAGUUCAUAGAUCUGCUUCAGCAAUGCAUUCAGGAACAGAACAAAGAUACCCCAAGGUUCCUGCUGCAGUUGGUUUCUUCAGCAUCCGUUCCAGAUCACAGCCCUGUCUCCUUAAACGUAGUGGAGACCAACCCUUUCAAACAUCUCACCCACCUCUCUCUCAAAUUCCUACCAGCAAAUGAUGCAGAGAUAAAGAAGUUUUUAGCCACCUGUUUGAAAUGCCUUAAGGAAGACAAAAUGAUGUUGGAAGAGAAGCUCAGAAAAACUGAAGAAGACCUCAGCAGACAACUGAGCUACACUCAGCAGAGCCUGUCAGAGAAGAGCCGGGAACUGGAUAAACUGAAAUCUGAGUGGACAUCCUACACCACAACUCUAACAAACAAACACACCCAGGAGCUGACCAACGAAAAGGAAAGGGCUCUCCAGGUACAAGCUCAGUACCAACAACAGCAGGAACAACAGAAAAAGGAGCUGGAAAACUUGCAUCAGAAGAGCAUUCAACAGCUGCAGAACAGGCUCUCAGAACUCGAGGUCAUCAAUAAAGAUCUAACAGAAAGGAGAUACAAAGGAGACUCCACAGUCAGAGAGCUGAAGGCAAAGCUUUCUGGAGUGGAAGAUGAGUGUCAGAGAGCCAAGCAGGAGGUGCUGGCCCUGCGGCGGGAGAACAGCACGCUGGAUGCCGAGUGCCACGAGAAAGAGAAGCUCAUCAACCAGCUCCAGACACGGGUGGCUGUGCUGGAACAGGAGAUCAAAGACAAAGAUCAGCUCGUCAUUAGAACCAAAGAAGUGUUGGAUGCCACUCAAGAACAAAAGGCAAUACUGGAAGAGAGCACAGAGAAAAAACAGAGCCAGGUGGAAAAGCUAGAGAUAACCAUCAAGUCACUGUCAGCUGAACUUCUGAAGGCUAAUGAAAUCAUCAAGAAGUUACAAGGAGACUUGAAAACUCUAAUGAGUAAGUUAAAACUGAAGAACACAGUGACAAUUCAACAGGAAAAGCUCCUGGCAGAGAAAGAAGAGAGACUUCAGAAAGAGCAGCGAGAGCUGCAGGAGGCAGGCCAGGCUCUGCGGCUGAAGGAGCAGGAGGUUGGCAAGCUCCAGGAACAGCUGCAAACGACAGCACAAAAACUAGAAGAAAGCAAGGAGCUACUGAAAACCAAUGAAAACGUAAUCACAUGGUUGAACAAACAACUGAAUGAAGUUCAGAUGGCAAAGAAGCCAGAGACUGCUGGCAAUGCCCACGGUGUCAGGGCUGCCACCUCCCCUCAUGGCAUGCCUGAGCGACCCUCCUUCCCCAGCUCGGGGCUCAGCCACCCCCUUUCUCCUCUCUACGCCUUCCAGAAGCUCCCAGAACCAGCAGACAACAAAUACAGCAGUGUGCCCUGUGCAGUCCCCAAGGUUCAGUUCAGCAGUGCCGCGCUGUCCCGGCUGAGCCGCUGCCCUGAGGGAGCCACAGCCACGGCGGCUGCUCCGCCAGCCAACAAGGAGAAUGGUGAGAACUGGGGGCUGGAAUCCAAGUAUUUCAGGAAGAAAGACGACAGCAUCCCUCUGCGGGGGCUGAGCCAGAACACCCUCAACUCAGACUACCUGAAGCCGCUGCUGCCCGCCAAGGCCCAGCCCAGCCCGCCCGUGGUGCCCAGCCCUGCCUCAGCCUACUUCCCGGGCUAGCCCAGCACAGCCUGCCCCCUGCUGCCAGCUCCCCUCCAGCAGCCUCAGCCUGUUCCCGCUGAGACAGAGCUGGCCUGACCCGGAUGGCUUUUCAGGAUCGUUUCAUUUUAAUCGAAUUCCUACUAAAGGUGCUGCAUUGUUUCAGUGAGGGUAUACAAUUGUCACCCUUCGUCCCUCCCUCACCUCUGCAAGGGCUGUGUCUGGACAGGCAGCUGGUGAAGGGAUCACAACAGCUAAAAGCUACUUGAUUUUUACUCACCAUACCUUCAACUGCUGAGGCAGCUCAGCCAGGCUGCUGCCCUUGCUGAGGGAGGGAGUCCCAUGGUGUUGCUCGCUGUGCCUCCUGGGGCCAGCUCCAGAACAGGAACCUGAGCAUCUGGGACACCCCAAAUACCCCUUCUGUUCUAUUUGCAUACUUGUGUUGUUAAAGACAUUCCCUCCUUCUAACCUGAGGUAUUGAGGUGCCUCCAGGGGUUUGUUUUGCAGUGCAAAACGUGCACCUUUGUUUGUCAAGCAGGCCCCUGUUCCUGGCUCUCCCUUGGGCUGGCAACACCCGAGUUUUGAUGGAAACAUUAAAUGGUUUUUAUCCAAAAGUCUAA
This is a messenger RNA of Colius striatus (speckled mousebird), 2559 nucleotides long. RefSeq names its product SAS-6 centriolar assembly protein (gene SASS6). NCBI's taxonomy places the organism in Eukaryota, Metazoa, Chordata, Aves, Coliiformes, Coliidae. Gene Ontology annotation, biological process: centriole replication. Bases 38 to 1960 code for a protein of 640 amino acids. The transcript is spliced from 17 exons. Gene Ontology annotation, cellular component: centrosome; centriole. The record is from RefSeq and is a predicted model, not a curated record.